AUGCGCGUCCUGAAUAUUCUUUUUGUCGCUAUUACUACUGCUUACGCGGUACCCCAGUCGCGAUGUCGCCCGGAAGUCACACAGGUCCGACGAGAAUGGCAGGAAAUGAGCGCGACCGAGCGGACAGACUACAUAGAUGCUCUUUGGUGUAUGCGAGGUCGGCCGUCACACCUGCCCAACGAUGAGUUUCCGGGCGUGCGCGAUCGGAUUGAUGACUUUGUCUCCACUCACAUCAACAACACCCUGCUUGUCCAUAACAACGGUCUGCUUCUUCCGUGGCACCGCCAUCUCACUUACCUCUGGGAAAAGGCCAUUCGGGAAGAAUGCGGCUACGUUGGUUCUCAACCAUACUGGAACUGGCCGCUCUACACCGAAGACCUCCUGAACAGUCCGCUAUUUGACAACAGCCCAACCUCUCUCUCCGGAAACGGGCUGUACAAUGCUUCGGCAGCCGAGCAUCCUCCCCUUUGCCCCGCCAACAUUCACGGCUGCCUGCCUCCCGGCAAUGGGGGUGGCUGCGUCAGGGCAGGCCCCUUCGCGAACUGGACGCUACACCUUGGGCCCUUCAGCCGUGACUGGGUCAAAUCGUACGGACCAUUGCCACCCGACCCAUGGGCCUACAAUCCGCGCUGCCUGAAUCGCAACUUUCGACCCGAGUCCCUCCAGACUCUGAACAACCAGCUCCGCGUUGAUCUUCUUCUCGCUGCCCCAGACAUGGACGCUUUCAUGGCGCUCAUGGACCCUAGCAACGCGACGCAGAUCGGGUCGCAUGGGGGCGGCCACAGCACCGUUGGAGGAGCGAUGCUGGAUGUGUUCGCCAGCCCGCAUGACCCCACCUUCUUCCUCCACCACGGCAUGGUCGAUCGAGUCUGGACGCUCUGGCAGGAAGAGGACUUCGCGAAGAGAUGGGACGCGCUGAACGGGACUGCGGUGAUUUAUAACCCCCCAGAUGCGCCGUUGGUGACGCUAGAUACCGUAAUGGAUUUCGGGGUGUUAGAUGUGCAGCGAAGAGUUGGCGAGGUGAUGGACAGCCGGUCGGGAAUGUAUUGCUACAAGUAUACUUAG
This is a messenger RNA of Aspergillus homomorphus CBS 101889, 1065 nucleotides long. RefSeq names its product tyrosinase family protein. Gene Ontology annotation, molecular function: oxidoreductase activity. NCBI's taxonomy places the organism in Eukaryota, Fungi, Ascomycota, Eurotiomycetes, Eurotiales, Aspergillaceae. The record is from RefSeq and is a predicted model, not a curated record. The coding region runs from base 1 to 1065 and encodes 354 amino acids. The transcript has 4 exons.